Molecule: messenger RNA, 1044 nt
Organism: Aureobasidium namibiae CBS 147.97
Lineage: Eukaryota; Fungi; Ascomycota; Dothideomycetes; Dothideales; Saccotheciaceae
Product: NAD(P)-binding protein
Exons: 2
Coding region: 1-1044 (347 amino acids)
Molecular function (GO): oxidoreductase activity, acting on the CH-CH group of donors, NAD or NADP as acceptor
Source: RefSeq, a predicted model, not a curated record
AUGUCUCAAUAUCAAUCAGUACAUCUUGCUGCUCGCCCGAAGAGCGAAAUCGUUGCUGGAGAGACCUUCGAGGUCAGAUCGAAUGCUGCUCCCAAGGAGUCCGAUCUCAAGGAUGGUCAAGUCAUCUUCCGUUCUCUGUACCUCAGUCUUGAUCCUGCCAUGAGAGGAUGGCUCAAUGACACACGCUCAUAUGUCCCUCCCGUACAAAUUGGCGAGAUCAUGCGCGGAGUCGCUAUUGGUACCGUCGAGGCAUCCAAAUCCGAAAAGUUCCCGGUCGGCACACUCGCUACUGGAUUUGUUGGCUGGACAGAACUCGCCGUGGUAGAUGAGAAGGCUCUUGAACGUGUUGACCUACCUUCCAACGGCCGCACCACUGACGCCCUCGGUGUUCUCGGUAUGACUGGCUUGACCGCAUACUUCGGUAUCAUCGAAGUUGGUCAAGUCAAGGAAGGCGACUUUGUCGUCGUCUCUGGUGCUGCCGGCGCAACCGGUAGUGUUGUUGCACAGAUUGCCAAGCUCAAGGGCGCCAAAGUCCUUGGAUUGGCCGGUUCCGACGACAAGGUCUCAUGGUUGAAGAACGACCUCGGUUUGGACGAUGCACUCAACUACAAGGACGCCGACUUCACCACCAAAUUCCGCAACGCAACCAAAGGCUUGAUUGACGUCUUCUUCGACAACGUCGGCGGCGAGAUUCUCGAUCUUGCUCUCUCUCGCGCAAAGCCAUUCUCUCGCUUCGUGUGCUGUGGCGCUAUCAGCGAUUACAACAAUGCCGCACCUAGAGGACUCAAGAACUACAUGAUGAUUAUCUCCAUGCGUAUUCGCAUGCAAGGUUUCAUCGUGUUUGACUUUGCAGACAAGUACGCAACUGCCAGACAAGAAUUGGCACAGUGGCUCAACGAGGGCAAGCUGCAGAGAAAGGAGACUGUUAUCGAGGGUGGAUUGGGCAAGGCAGAGCAAGGAUUGAGAGACCUGUACAAGGGCGUUAACACUGGUAAAUUGCUUGUUGAGGUUAGCACGCAGAAGGAUGGCAAGGCUAGACUGUAG